AUGUCCAUGGCUAGUCUUCUCGGUCUUUCCACGCCUGUGGACGUGGAUAUCACCUUUGCUGAUGCCGAUCAACGCAAACAUGUGGACAUCAAAGUCGACAAGGACCGCACAGAAACGUAUCCAGUGUAUCUCGAUGGCGAAACUGUUAGCGGCAAGGUCAAUAUUCGUUUGCGAAACGGCAAACGACUCGAACACAAUGGUAUCAAGGUCGAGUUUGUGGGAAGCAUAGAGCUCUUUUACGAUCGAGGACGCCCGCAUGAAUUCUUGACCCUUUCUCAAGAAGUAGCAGCUCCCGGCGAACUUCGUCAAAACACCUCAUUCGAUUUCGAGUUCAAACGCGUGGAGAAGCAAUAUGAAUGUUACAAUGGUAUCAAUGUGCGAUUAAGAUACUUUGUGCGUGUUACCGUAUCUCGUCGUCUUGCCGAUCUUGUUCAUGAAAAGGAUAUCUGGGUCUACUCUUAUCGAAUGCCAACGGACGUCAACAACUCUAUCAAAAUGGAAGUUGGUAUUGAGGACUGCUUGCACAUUGAAUUUGAGUACAACAAGUCCAAGUAUCAUCUAAAAGACGUCAUUGUCGGCAAGAUUUACUUUUUGUUGGUACGCAUAAAGAUCAAGACAAUGGAGCUGGCAAUUAUUCGUCGUGAGACGACUGGAGCAGCACCCAACCUGUACAAUGAAAGUGAGACUGUGACCAAAUUUGAAAUCAUGGAUGGUGCUCCAGUGCGUGGCGAGACAAUCCCUAUUCGACUGUUUUUGGGUGGUUUCGAUUUAGCACCUACUUUCCGAGAUGUCAACAAGAAAUACUCGACAAGAUAUUACCUCAACUUGGUAUUGAUUGAUGAAGAAAAUCGUCGCUAUUUCAAGCAGCAAGAGAUCACCUUGUUUAGACGAAAGAUUGAUGACGGCUACCCACCUGACGAUGAACCUGUCGUCAAUGCUUAA
Molecule: messenger RNA, 942 nt
Organism: Lichtheimia ornata
Lineage: Eukaryota; Fungi; Mucoromycota; Mucoromycetes; Mucorales; Lichtheimiaceae
Exons: 9
Coding region: 1-942 (313 amino acids)
Biological process (GO): intracellular protein transport; retrograde transport, endosome to Golgi
Cellular component (GO): retromer complex; endosome
Source: RefSeq, a predicted model, not a curated record